AUGACCCCCCCGCCGAGCGAAAAGGCCACCGCUGGCGAGAGGGAAUACCUCAACUCCCCCGAGGAGAUCCUCUACAUGCAAGUCUUCCACUUCUCCCGCCUGAUCCCCUACCACGCCCUCAAAUCCCCCAUGCUCCUCAACGCCUUCCUCGCCUGCGGCGUAAAGCACCUCACGCUCGUCAACCCGGCCUACGAGGACGACAAGGCCCUCUUCUACUACGACACCGCCACCACGCAGCUCCUCCGCAGCCUGCAGAACCCGGAUCGCAACACGGGCGAGUGCGCCACCACGGCCGUCAAGCCCGCCCAGCGCAUGAACCACAUCGCCGGCGCCCGCGCCCUCGUCCGCGAGUGUAAGUGGGACGCCCGGUCCUCCGGCAUCGGCGCCGCGUGCUUCUGGCUCAACAUCGGCAUGGAGGUGCUCUCGUGCCUCGCCUUCAACUGGCAGACGUCGUGGGAUCCCGAUCAGUGGGGUCUGGAUAUGAACUUCACCAACGAGGGCUGCGGUCCGGCUGGAUCGGCGGCGGCGGCUGCAAGAUCCGGUGACGGCUUCGGACAGGAGGAGGUCUGGGUCCAUCGGAUUCUGUACAUCGUGGCCAAGAUUGCAAACUUCCGCGCCACGAUCCCGCGGUUCCAGGAGCCGAGCCCGCACGACGAGCAGAUCCGCCUGGAAGCUCUGCGACAAGUGGAACAACGCCUGCCCGAGGACGAUGCACCCGUUCGGAUACCUCUACCCAUCGCAAACAAACUCCAAAUCCGCCUUCCCCAACGUCUGCGCGCCGCCAUCAUCGGCCGCCUCUUCUACCACACAGCCCAAUGCCUCCUCGCCCAGACAAACCCAAUGGAACCAGGCCGCGCCUCGGAAGAAAUGCGCGCCCUCCAGCUCCACCACGCCCACCAAGUCUGCGGCAUCGUAGCCCACACAAAAGACCGCGGCGUCGCCUCCGUCGCGAUCCGCUCCCUCGCCAUCGCCUCCGCCGUCCUCACCGACCCGCGCGAGCAGGAGGAGGUCCUCGAGAUCCUCGACAAGAUCCACGCCGAGAGCGGGUGGCGCCUCGGCAGCAUCCACGGCGAGCUCAAGAAGGCGUGGGGCUGGCCUUCGCCCGCGCCGUCGCACGCUUCGCUUAGCGGUCCGUCGGGUGGUGCUGCUGGGGACCAUCGAGGUUCCGCUCUCGUGAACCCGCUUUCGUAUGCCGACUUUAGUUUGCCGAAUGCCCCCUACAAAGACUGGUGGAAGCCGCCGAAUCGCCAUGAUUCGUAUAGCUACCAGGGUUUCCCAUGA
Molecule: messenger RNA, 1281 nt
Organism: Colletotrichum scovillei
Lineage: Eukaryota; Fungi; Ascomycota; Sordariomycetes; Glomerellales; Glomerellaceae
Exons: 6
Coding region: 1-1281 (426 amino acids)
Biological process (GO): positive regulation of transcription by RNA polymerase II
Cellular component (GO): nucleus
Molecular function (GO): transcription cis-regulatory region binding; DNA-binding transcription factor activity
Source: RefSeq, a predicted model, not a curated record